AUGCGUAAUAAUGUGUUGAUCAGAACCAACGUUAUGACGUUUCUCGGGGAGAGGUUCGAUCGCAGCUUGUCAUUCAAGGAACAUGUUGACCAUGUGAUAACAAAAGCACGCAAAGGUCUAUCUGCAGUGAGGAUUAUGGCUGCUUCCAAUAUCGAGCAAAGACUACUAAUACUUCUAAUAUACGGUCUGGUCCCUUCUCCCAUUGAGUAC
Candidula unifasciata is the source of this 210-nucleotide messenger RNA. Lineage: Eukaryota; Metazoa; Mollusca; Gastropoda; Stylommatophora; Geomitridae. The record is from the annotation of a GenBank genome assembly.